Molecule: messenger RNA, 1574 nt
Organism: Trifolium pratense (red clover)
Lineage: Eukaryota; Viridiplantae; Streptophyta; Magnoliopsida; Fabales; Fabaceae
Product: ribulose bisphosphate carboxylase/oxygenase activase, chloroplastic-like
Exons: 12
Coding region: 53-1303 (416 amino acids)
Molecular function (GO): ATP binding; ATP hydrolysis activity
Source: RefSeq, a predicted model, not a curated record
UGAAUGAAUAUUAUGUUAUGUGGCGGGCAAUGGAAAGAAGUGAUGAGAUGAGAUGGCGAAGCUGUUACUACCGUUAUGGGUUCUUCCAACUCCCAACCUUUCAUUGAAACCGCAAUUCUGUGUUCGUUGCUGCAGUAACAGUAAUAAUACUAAUAAUCGUGAUGAAGAUAACAACAACAAUAAGAACAAGAAGUUGUCAAAGCAGUCUUCAUGGGAAGCCAAGGAUGGUGAUGGAAAAGAUUAUCUGUACAGGCUCGGCAAAGAAGCUGAUAACAUGAACAUCGCCGUUGGUCAGCGUGCCGGCAUCAUUGAUGAUGUUUUUGUCGGCAAUUUUCUCGGCAAAGACUCGGACAUUGUGUUUGAUUAUCGUCAGAAAGUUACCAGAUCCUUUGAAUACCUUCAAGGCGAUUAUUACAUCGCCCCUCUUUUCAUGGACAAAAUUGCAUGUCACAUUGUCAAGAACUACAUUACUCAUCUCCUCAAUGCUAAGGUUCCUUUAAUUCUAGGUAUUUGGGGAGGUAAAGGGCAAGGAAAAACAUUUCAAACAGAACUUAUAUUUCGAGCCAUGGGAGUCGAACCUGUAAUUAUGUCUGCAGGGGAAUUAGAAUCAGAAAAUGCUGGAGAGCCAGGAAGAUUGAUUCGUCAACGCUAUAGAACAGCAUCUCAAGUGGUCCAGAAUCAAGGAAAGAUGAGCUGUUUAAUGAUCAAUGAUAUUGAUGCUGGCCUGGGUAGAUUCGGGACUACUCAAAUGACUGUCAACAACCAAAUUGUUGUUGGGACUCUUAUGAAUCUGUGUGACAAUCCUACAAGAGUUAGUGUUGGUCAAGAUUGGCGAGAAUCAGAUAUCACACACAGAAUUCCAAUCAUUGUAACAGGGAAUGAUCUUUCAACUAUUUAUGCUCCACUGAUACGAGAUGGAAGGAUGGAUAAAUUUUAUUGGCAGCCUAACCGUGAAGAUAUAGUGAAUAUUGUUCACAGAAUGUAUGAGAAAGAUGGUAUAUCUAAGGAUGAAGUUGAAAAAAUUGUGAACACUUUUCCUAAUCAAGCAUUGGACUUUUAUGGAGCUUUAAGAUCACGUACAUAUGACAGAUCUAUUUUAAAGUGGGUUGAUGAUAUUGGAGGCGCUGAAAAUUUUGCAUCCAACUUUCUCAAAAGAAGAAAGGACCAGAAUCUUCCUGUAUUUAUUCCUCCAGAGCAAACGACCGAAUCUUUACUUGAGUCGGGUUAUUCUCUGCUCAAAGAACAACAGUUGAUAAUGGAAACUAAACUUUCAAAGGAAUACAUGAAGAACAUAGAAGACUAAUAUAAAGGAUGUUGAUUCUCAGGUGCAAGUCCUCAAGAAUUAUAUAUGAUUGUGAAGUUGCUACCUUUGCUAAGGUCCACUUUCGAACAGAAUGCUUCUCUUCAUUUUCUUAUUUUGUGUUAUUUAUCUGGAUAUAAUAUGAUGAAAGAAAUGAGUGAAAUACUAUCGAACAAUAGUGCAAUGAUAUAUGAUGGACUGUAAUCUUAUGUUGCAUGCAUGCAUGCAGAAUUGCACAAAUAAUUACUCAAUAAAUUCUGAUUGAUUUUUGUCA